AUGGCCGAGCAGAACCCCCCCGCGCAGCCCGCCGCCGGCGCCGGCACCGGAGCCACCUACAAGGCGCCCACUCCCAAGCCGACCCAGAACCCGGCUCUUCGCAUGAUGGGCCUGCCGAACCUCCCCCGGAAGCUGCCCUCCCGCAACUGGCUCAUCUUCUGGGCCAUCACAGGCACCAUCUCCGCUGCCAUCAUCUACGACAAGCGCGAGAAGAAGCGAGCCACAGCAAAGUGGAAGCACGUCGUCGCCCCUCUUGCCAAGGACACCAUCAGUUCGGCGAGCCAGCUUCCCCGCAAGUUGACCAUCUACCUCGAGGCGCCCCCCGGCGACGGUCUGCGCGUUGCCCAGGACCACUUUAUUGAGUAUGCGAAGCCCGUCCUCGCGGCUUCGGGUCUGGACUGGGAGUUUGUUCAAGGAAGGCAACAGGGUGACGUGAGAGCCGCCGUGGCAGAGAAGAUUCGCCGAGCGCGGAGAAAGGAUGAACGACCAGAUGAGGUGGAUCUACAAACAGACGAAGCUACCAUCGAGGCAUUGAGGAAAAAGAACAGUGUGCCAGAGUACGAGGGCACAAAGGGUGAUAUCAUCUUUGGACGGCAUACAUGGAAGGAGUACGUGAGAGGUCUGCACGAGGGCUGGCUUGGACCUCUUGAUCCUCCUGCUAAACCUGAGCCCGAAACGACGACGACCGCUAUUGAGGGUUCUCCUGAGGACGUAAAGACUGAGGGAGAGGGAGAGAAGCCGGAGGAGAAGAAGGAAGACGAGAAGAAGGAGGAUGAAAAGAAGCCUGAACGACCACCUCAACCACCCCCUUACAACUCCCCCGACGACUACUCUCUGGCCAGCCUCCCUGCCCAGAUCCCCUUUGAGUUCUCCCCUUCCAACCCCAUCCCCUUCCCCCACCGUCUCGGCUUCCGCCAUACUUUUGUCCGCCUCAACCGCUUCUUCAACCGCCGCAAGCUCGCCGACGAGAUCGGCCGCGAGGUCGCCGCCGUGUGCUUCGCCGCCUCCUCCCGGGAAUGGCGCGAGGCUGACGGCCAGUACGAGCAGCAGCUCGUCCUACAGCAUGAGGAGAAGGACUGGGUCAAGUCGGUGUGGGACAACGAGGCCCCCAAGGAGGAUGACAGCGCUGCUGCUCCUGCCGUGCCCGCCAAGGAGAAGAUCUGGGCGUCGCCCCUUGUCGUUGAUGCUCGUCUAAUGCAGCGCAUGCGUCGGUUCGAGAUCAGCUCUGAGGACGAGGCCCGCGCUGCUCAGAUCGUCGUCCCCGAGGCGGAGAUCGAGGGAUGGAUCAAGGGCAGCUUCCGCAGCCUUUGGCGCUGGGGAGUCGAUUCCUGGAACGCCAAGCCCAUGAGGCCCAAUGUCGGCGAUGUGAACAACGACGAGUAA
Molecule: messenger RNA, 1383 nt
Organism: Fusarium keratoplasticum
Lineage: Eukaryota; Fungi; Ascomycota; Sordariomycetes; Hypocreales; Nectriaceae
Product: Mitochondrial import inner membrane translocase subunit TIM54
Exons: 1
Coding region: 1-1383 (460 amino acids)
Source: RefSeq, a predicted model, not a curated record